This is a messenger RNA of Cinara cedri, 23198 nucleotides long. The record is from the annotation of a GenBank genome assembly. NCBI's taxonomy places the organism in Eukaryota, Metazoa, Arthropoda, Insecta, Hemiptera, Aphididae.
GCAGAAGAAUUUAAACAAAAUGAAAAUCAAGCUAAGGCUAAUAAACUGUUAGCAUUUAUAAAGCUACAUGAUGAUGCUUCUGUCCUAGAUUUACAUUCUUUAUCAGUAAUAAUAAUUUAAACUUAUGUUAAAGAAAAACUUGUACUAUUAUAGAUUUUUUAUUAGGUUCAAGACGCUAUUUUAACAUUGAAUAUAUUUUUGGACUACCAGAUUUCUUUAUUGAGACGUGCUAAUAAGACUCACAUCAAAAAUAAAAGACUGACGAUAAUUACUGGCCGUGGAAAACAUAGCCCACACGGCCGCCCUUGUAUAAAGCCAGUGGUCGACCAAAAAAUUAAAGCCAGAAAUUUAGUGUAAUAUAAAACUGGUAUAUUAAAUUAUAUAAUUAUAUUUAACAUGCAAUUUAAUUUUAGAUACUUUAACCAAGAUCAAGAUGGACUAAUAAUUGUUUUGAUAAAUAAGAAUUCUGUUUGCAGCUCAAAAUAUUAAGUUACCGAUUAUAAUGUUUAAUUAUUUAUUUUUAGUUUAGACUCCUAACUUACCAAAAAGGUUAAUUAGUUUUUUUAUUUAUAAAUAAUUGAUGUAGAUUUAAAAAAUUGUGUAACAUUUUUAUUUAGACUUAGUAUUGUUUAAUAUUUUUUACUGAAGCACUUAAUAUUUUGUUUGUAUACAUAUCUUUAUUAUAAAUAUGGAUUCUUUACUGCCAUAUACAUUUUAAAUGUUUUUAUAUUACACAGUAAUGAUAAUGAACUAAUUUAAACAACAUUUUCUACUUAUUAUAUUUAACAUUUUUACUGUGAACAAAUAAUUAUUUUUAAUGAUUAGGAUUCUAAUUUAAAAAUAUGAAAGAUAUUGUACUUUAUAUAUUAAGAUUGUUGUUCAACAGAUACAAAGCUAUUAUCUGUAAAAAAAAAUUUUUUUUUAUAACCAUUAAUAAAAUAACUUUAGGCGAGGCUAAGUUUGCUUAAAUAUUACCAUCGUUAAAUCAUAGUCUUUAUUUAACAUUUUACAUUAUGUACUUUUUUUUUAUUUCCAGUUAAAACAUGAUGUUUGAAAACAUUGUUUAGUAUUAAAUAUUUAAGAUAGAAACAUAACUAAAUAUCAAAUCGCAUAAAACAAUAUAUUUUAAAUUCAAAAGUAGUCUUAUUUUGGUUGAAAUAGUUAUACAUAAACAAAAUAAUUAUUGUUUUUAUUUUUAUUCUAUCUAAUCCCCAUAUUGUAAACAUUACAAAUUUAGUAGGCAUAUAUUUAUAUCAUCCAAACCAACAAAAUACAAAUGUUUAACUAAUUAAAUAACAAAUAAAUUUACACAAUUAAAAUAUACCUAUUACAUAUAAUAUUCUAUAAUAAAAAACAAUUCACAAACAAACAAAAUUAAGACCCAUAUAACUAUAAAAUUGUAUAUAAAUGUAUAAAUGCUGAAAAACUGUACAUUAGGCAUUCUGUUUUAUCAUUAGUAAUUUUUGGGUCUGGAAUAAUAAGGAAUUUAAUAAAUAAUACACAAAAUACUGUAACAUGUUAUAUAAAAAAGAAAAUAGCAUUUAAAUAAAAUUACAAGUUUCUUAUUAUUUCUAUUCACCACCUUCAUUACCUCAAAACAAAUGUAUAAUAAAUAUGAAUUACUGUGAUGGAUUAUAAAAAGUUUUAGAUGUUUGAUUGGUUUCGAAUAUUGAAUCUGGUGCUAAUAUAUUUUCUGUUGGUUUAUUAUUGCUCAUUACAUUUACAUACAUAUCUUUUACUCCUAUAAUAAUGAUAAAAUUAUGUAAUGUUAUAUAAGGUAUAUUUAUAAAAUUAAUAAAAAAUAUUUAGUACCUCGUUUUCUUAGAAUUUUAAAUUGAUUAUGAUUUUGAUUAGCAGGAGAACUAUUAGCAACUGGAUUAAAAUUUAACUCUGAAUCCAUAGGAGGGGCGACUUGUUGAACUGUUUCAUUCCCAAAAUUGUCACCAAUAGUCUAUAGUAAAAAUAUUUUAAUAAAUCUCCUAGAUAAAGUAAUGAUAAAUAUUUACAUCAUCAUUAUUAGAUGGCUUCCAAAAUUUAGCUAAUCCGCCGAACCACGCAUUCUUUUCUUUUUGUGGACCUUUAUUUUCUAUAACUUUUUUUACUGGUGGUUUAUUUUCACUAGUACCCGGUACCUGUUAAUAAAUGCAUUUGAACAUUUUUAUAAUAACUUGUAUAAGUCUCAUCAUAAAACAUACUUUUGGUUCCAGUUCUGCCAUUUGACGAUCAAAAAAUCCAAACUUUGAUUCUGUUGAUAUUGUCUUUUUUGUUUCAGCCAGCAAAGUGAGAUCUUGAGUAAUAGUAGAUACUUCUGAAGUCAUUUCAAUCUGAUUAUUAUCACUAACUGUUUCUCCAGUUAAAAUCAUAGAUGUAGGAUCAUAGUAUUGAGAAUAAUCUAAAAAGUAAAAAAAAUUGUAUUAUUGUAUAAUACAGGAUCCCACACCAUACUGCUUUAUAUUUAUAAAUUCUCUGAGGGAUGUAUUUUACAGAUUAAUAUAUGAGUAUGAAAGGAAUAGAUUUAACUUUCAAAAUAAUUUUAAAUAUGAAUAGAAUACUUUAGUCAAUAACAUUUAAUCUAUUAAUCAAUAGUUCAUAUUUUUAGCAUACAAAAGCAAUUAAAAUUUAGAGGCAUGUUAAGCAAAUAUGAACUUAUGUUAUAUUUGAACUUUAAAACGUAUAGUUUUAUGUUUAGACUUAGUACAAUAUAAAAGUUAUUAAUAAAGUUUAAAUUCAAAUUUAUGUUUUAAUUGAGGAAGACCUUGUAUUAUGUAAUAAAUAAAUAAUAUAUAUAUUUAUUAUUGUAAAUAAUUGUUUAUGAAAUGUUUUGAUAACAUGGAACAGGAGAAAAAAUUGGUUUUUAAUGUAUUGUAAUGUUUCGUUAAUACUUCACUAGAUUUUAUGUUCAAAUAAAAUAAAGUAUUACACACAUACAUUUAUAUUUUAACAUCGGAUAAACUUAAAUUCAUUUAGUAUUUUUUUUCAAUCUUCAAACAAUACUUUUAGGUCAGAAUAUUUUAAUAACUUAUAAUAGAUUAAUUAAAUGAGAUAAUGUAUCUGAAAUGUAUUUGUUUUGAAUAAAAUAAAUUUUCAAAAUAAUCUUAAGUUCAUUUAAAAAUAUAAUGUAUAAUACAAUUUUCUUUUAAUAACCAAAUGGUAUCAAUAUAUUAAUCUUUUAAUAUUUAAAAAACAGCUCAUUACUCGCAUACAGCAAAUUGCAAUAAAGAUUAUAAAAUAGAGCAUUAAAACAAACAAUUUUAACAUUACAAUUUUUCUAUAUUGAUUCCUAAAGACAUUUUUCUAGUUAUUAAUUAUUAUUUGGUAAAAUUAAUAUCAAUAAUAAAUUGUUUAAUGAUUUAAUUAAUAUAAAAUUCAAUUUUAUGAUAACAAUUUUUAUUAACUAUAAAUGAAAUAAAUUACAAUUUGUUUUGUAUAGAAUCAAUUUUUAAUAAAAAAAAACAGUUGAACAUUUAUUUUAGACAGUUACUAAGUAUGUAAUUUUGUCAAUUGAUUGUAAAUAAUACCUAUUACAAAAAAAAAUUACCAUAAAUCAUUAAAAUUAAUUUUACUAUUUUAUAAUAAUAGUAAUCAGUGUCCCAAAUAGAUAAAUCCAAUGUGAUAUCUCAGUAAAUAUUUACUAUUUGUGUAAUUAUUUUUUGACAAUUUAAGAAAAAUAUCAAAUUUUAUUAUGACAAUUAUUUUUUAUAUGAAAUGACUACCUACUUUUUUUAUUUUGAAAUGGUAACUUGUAUUAAAAAUCCCAUAUGUAGAUGAAAUAUUAGUUUAAAUACAUUUUGAUGAUUAAAUGUUUAAUUACCAUAAACCUAUUGACAGGUUUUUCCACUUUUAAAUUUUGGUACGAAGAGUAGUGGAGCUUCGUUUUAUAGCAGGACAGCACACUACAUUUUAAUCAUUACAUUUCCAUCACUACCUAAACUUAAUAGUGUAAUAUCUUGUCAAUGGACUGACAGAAAUAAAAAAUUUCAAUACCAAAAAUGUAUUUAACUAAUACUCCAUCUAUUUAUGUAAUUUUUAAUAUAGGUUACCAUUUGAAAAUCAAAAGUAUGUAUUAAGUAAUUUCCACCCCAAAAAUAAUGUAACAUUUUAGAUCAGAAUUUUUCUUGAAUAGUUUUAAAAAAAUUUAAUAAUUUUGAGAUAUCAAAAAGGGUUUGUGGGAUAUUUUGUAUAUGCUCUAACAUGUAAUAUACAGUAGGCCAUAACACUAAUUUUUUAUGUCAAUUGUUUACUUUAUAAAUCCAUAUGUUCUUUAUGGCAUAAAAGAAAAGAAAAAUAAUAACAAAAGAAUAGAUAUAAUUUUUGAUGUUUGUAUUAGAAAUAUAGAAUUAUCAUAGACGUUAUCAAAUAUAAAAUUAUGGGCAUAUUAAUGUGAUAAAAAAAAAAAAUUCACCUUAAACACACAAAUCAUCUUUUUAAGAUAGUGCGUGAUAAUUUUAUUGAUAAUUUUUAAUUGGAAAAGUUAUAUUUAUGAACAUAAACAAUCACAAUGGGACAACACUGUACAUAUUAUAAAUUAGUGUAACUAAUACUAGAUGAUAUCUGUUAAUACAAUUUAAUUUUAAACCUAAUAUAGUAGCAAUGAAAUAUAAACAACAGUAUAUUAUAAUUUGAUAUUAAUCUAUAUAACAUGUCGAAUAAAUAAUUAAAAUUAUUUAUAAUUUAUACAAAUAUCUUCCUGCCAAAGAAAAAUUAAUGAUAAUAUUUAUUAACGGCUUAAAAUUUAAGAAUUGAAGUUGUAUUGAUUAUUAAUUUGUGAUAAAUAUUUUUUAUAUAAACUAUCAUGCAGUAAAAUUAUUUCUUAUGUGUAAUUGUUGUGGUAAGUAUUUACAAUCAAUUGAUAUACAAUCAUUCAUUUAUUAAGUAUAGUACUAUUACAUUGUAUUAUUUAUGUAGUUAACUCCAUAAACUAAAUUCUAACAAAAGAUAUAAUAUUCAAUAUUUGCUAAUUUAACAACAAUAUUUUAUACAUCAUAUAAAAAGCAAGUAAAUAAAAUUAUAUUUGCAAAAAAUUACUUUGUAAAAAGGUAGAAUCAUUGUUCUAUUUUGUAAUUAAAGUAAAGAUAAAUGUUACAUAAGUGUCUAUAGGGACUAUGAAAGACAGGUCAUCAGUGAAAUGGGCGAUUUUAAAAUAGAUAUGUGAUUUUUGUAUAAAAUAAUAUGCUUCUGCUUAAUAAAUUGACAUUUUAAAUUCAUAUUAAAGGAAACGUAUCUAGAAUGAAAUUAAAAAAAAAAAACAAACAUUUUGUAGUUAAUAAUUACCACUAUAAGUGAAAUAACUAUAUACAAAGAAAAAAAAGGAAGUUUCAAAGAUUAUAAAAAUUAAAUAUUAAGUAUGACUAUUCUAUGGGCACACCAUACAGCACAUUACAUAAAAGAUUAAUUUAGAAAUGUCUUUUAAACAUUGGGUAAUGAAUAUUUUAAUCUAAAUUCACUUAGAAGGGUAUAUGUUUCUGUUUUGUGUGAACAUGUGUUUAAAUAAAUUUCAUGAUUACACGAUAAAUCAUUGUUGAUAAGAUACCAAACCACUUAUAAAUUUAUUUGAAAGUGAAUUUGAAUAUAUUUUUUAAAUAAUUUCCUAUGCAUAAUCAUUUUAAAUAUUGAAAAUGCAAAACAUACAUUUAACCCCAAGUAAUUAGUAAUCACAAAUUGUUGGAUGACCCAACAACACAUAUUCACGGUAAAUUAAUUUUAAUCAAAAUGGCUGUGAUGGAAUUGUUUGUAUGUUCUCCGUGCUCAUGAUUUUAAUAAAAUUGUGUGAGAUAGACUAAAUAUAGUAACACAAGUGAAAGAUGACAUGUCAAGAUACUACAAAUUCGCAUACUGCAAAAUAUCAUGUCCAGUUUUCAGAAAUACCUUGAAAAAUGCAAACUUUGAGAUGGGUGUUAACUCACAGAUAUUAUUUAUACUAUAGAGUGGUAUCUAUCAACACCUAAAAAUUUAUUGGGGUUCUUUAGUUAUUUUAAAAUCGCUCAUAUCGCUAUCAUGAAGCAGUAUAUAAAUAUGAUAAUGGUCUUACAUUUACAAAAAUGUAAAUAUAAAAAUAACAAUUUUUGUUGAUUAUCCAUAAUAAUAUAUAAAUAUAGAUAACUAUUGGUUGAAACUUAAUUAAGUCAUUCUGUAUUUAAAAAUAACCUAAUAGGUACUAAUAUAAUUGUUCAUAAAUCAUAAUAUUACCUAUAAAUAUAAAAUAUAUUUACUUUAACUAAUAUGAAUUUUUAAUAGCUAAUAGAUGUUAUUUUUUUUAAAUAAAAAACAAAAUUAAAUUAGAAGUAUUAUGUGUUUAAAAUUUUAAAAAAGAAAAUAUUGUAUGUUUAAAUAAAUAAAUAAAUAAAAAAAAAAAAGGGAGUAUAUUUCAAAUAAUUAUAUUCUAUGAAAAGAAGCAUUUGGAAUACAACUGUAAAACAUUAUACUGUGACAUUCAAUAAAAAAAAAUCACAUCUCUAGUUUAAUAAAUAAUAGUAUAUAUUAGUUGCAAUUGUAAAAUUUACCAUUUUGAGGUGGCGGCGGUGGUUCAGGUGUCUGUGAAAUAGCAUUUGGUUGCCAAUAAGAAACUGUAGGAAGAUUUGGAGGUGGCUGUUCAACUAUUUGUAAUGGUACUUGAGGUGGUGGUGUUUGAUAGUUGGUAGAAUAAUCUAAACUUGUAUCUGGAACCUAUAUAUUCACAUAAAGAUUAUUUCUUCAGAUAAAAUUGCUAUAAAUCUUACAGUUUGCAGUAAUUGUUGUUGUUCAUUAUGUUUAACAGAGGGUUCAAUUUGAUGUGAUUGAUAAUUAUCCAUUUGCUGCACUGUUUCCAUUGAUGGCAUGCCAUUAGUAUGGUUAUAAUUCUAAAAUGUUUAUAAAAAUAUUAUGAUCUUAUAGCUAAAAAUAAUAUUUCACAAAUAUUAAUAUAUAUUACUUACACUUCCAAUACUCGUUAAAAAAUGUUUUAAGUCUUCUAACCAAUCCAAUACUUCCAUAUUUCCUGGUAAAUUAUUAUUUGAAAUCUGCAUAUGAUAUAAAUCUGUACUUAGUUCUACUACACUGGCUACAAAACCCAAAUUCACAGAUCCCGGUGAUGAAAUCACCUGUGUAGCAAUAGCUUCCAAAUGAUGUAAUGCAUGAUCACACUCACCAUAUUCGGCUAGGCGAAUCGCCAGUAAAUAUUUAUAAGGCUAAAAAUAAUAUAAACCAUAAAUUUCACAAAGAGAUAAUAAAACUAAAAAUUACCAGAAGACUAGGAAUAUGAAAAUGAUUCAGAUUUAAUCGCAUGGAAAACUCAUAAGCACUAGUUAAUAAAAUAGCACGAUUUGUAGCCAUAGUAUCGAAGACUUGAUUAAAUGAUGUACCCAAUAGAGUAAACUUAGAAGAUAUCCCAAUUGAUUCCAAUGGUAUUUGGAUAGCCAAAUAACAAAAGUGAGCACCAAAUACAUCACCUUUAGCAUCUAAAAAGUAAUAUAAAAUAUUUUUUUAGAUAACAAAAUAUGCCUUUUAUAAUUCAAUAUACAAACUUAAAUUGUCUCCAAGUUGUAUGGUGGCAUUACGAGCAUUAUUUAUAUUUACAUGUUGAUUACUCAAAAUCAUAGCUAAAUGUUCUCUCCAAUCACCCCAACUAUUAUCCGUACAACGCUGUUAUAAAAAAAAACAAUUAUUAUUCACAUAAAUAACUAAUGCAUACAUUUGAAAAAAUGUGCAUAUAUUUUGGGUAAAUAAAUCAAUAAACUAAUGUUAUGUUAAAACUGAAUUAUCUUAAUUGUGUUACAAUACAUAAUACAUAUUUAAGUAUAUAAUAAAACAAAUUUGAAUUAAUAAAAUAUAAAAUUAAUUUUAAUGGGCAUUUAAUUUUUUUUUUCUAGCUGUUACUUUCAAUUGUUUUAAAUUCCUGGGCCACAGAUUAAGAAAUUUAAAAAACUGUAUCAAUUUACGAUUAGCUAAUCAUCUUAAUUUCCUUAAGUGUUUUCCAUUAAAAAAAAAAACCAUAGCAUAUUCCAAUGAUUUGCUCAGAUUUAAAAAUAUAUUUUUGCUUAGUUCAUAAUAUUUUAUUUUAUUAAAUAAGUUUUAGAUUCUGAGUGCCGCAAAGAAUGUAUUGGUUUUACAAAAAUGUUUAUUAUUAUUAUUAUUAUUAUUAUUAUUAUUUUUUUUUAUAAAGGAAUUUGAAUAAAAAUUGUUUGAGUAAAAAAUUAUGUAGAGAAAUCUAAUUUUUUAAUUUUUAAUUUUGAAUAUAACAUGUAUAUUACGGAUUUAAGAGCGUUAGUGAAAUUAGAAUUGAGCAGACUUAUUUCGAAUUAUAAUUUUUUGAAGUUCUGAUAUUAUGCAGACAUUAUAUGUUAUGUUAAAUAACUCUUUAUUGGGAAAAUCGGUAUAAUAUUAAGCAAAUAGAUAUUAUUAAAGAAAAUAUAUAACGCCUACUUAAUUAUUUUACCAUAGUAUGACAUUUAUUGUUGACAAAGCAACACUAUCAACUGAACUCAGUUCAGAAUCGUUUUUUCGUUAGCAAUGGUUUAUUGUUGCUUACAGAUAUAUAUUAAAUUUUCCCUCUACUACCUUCCCAACUUCUCACUUACAUGAAGGCUGCACCCACGUUGCGAAGUAUGUCCAUUUUUUUGAUUAUUGCACGGUCGCCACUAAUGUUUUGUACUUAAAAUAGUAGAUAAAGUGACUAAGGUUUUUAUAAAAAAGUGACUUACUUAAAUACAUAAAUAAAACAACGUUUCUUAAGAUUUAGCUUAAUUUUUAAAUAUUUUAUUAUAAUUUUGCCAAGAUGCAUUAUUUAUGUAAUUUGUAUUGGACAUAACCAUGAAAUUGUAGUGAGAUGAAAACAUACCCAUUUUAAAAAUGUUGAUAGAAUAGAAUAGAUAUUUAUAAUUAUAAAAUUACAAGUAAUUACAAAUGUACAUAGUACUAAUUCAAAGAAUUGAUUAUUUUUCAUUUAUUAUGUAAAUAACGAAGAAUACCUAAUAAGGUUCCAGAUUACAUUUGAUUGACUAACCAGCAUUUAUUACAAUGUUACAACUAAAAUUAAAGAUAUUUAAUAACUUAGAUAAUUAAAAUAUAAUUUAGUUCGAUCUAAAUGUAAAAAAAAAUAAAUUAUAUCACUCUUUGUAUAACAAUACAUCUCAAAAUGUUUGGCAAAAAUAAAUAAUUCGAAAAAAUGUUUACGACAAAUUUAAAAUAAAAGAAGUGACUUUAAAGAUAAAAAAGGGACUUUUAGUGACUUAUAAAAAAAAAAUGUGACAUUUAGUUGAAAAGGUGACUGAGUGGCAACCUUAUUGUUGAUAAUAUCUGAUAUAAUUAAUAUUAUAUAUAUUAAUAAUUUUAAACUUCUUAUGAUUAUAAUUCUAAUAUAAAUAUAUAUAAGCAAUUUAAUCAAAUUUACUUACAGUUGUACAUGAUGGUAUGUUUCCAUUACUGAGUUGAAAAAAUGUUUGUAAAGUGUCAUUUUGGGGAAUUGUUUGAAAAUAUUUAGACCUAACAUAAUUCAAUGUUUUUGAAUCCAUAAAUAAUGCUAAUAUAAAAGCUAACCCCCAGUCUUGAUUUAAUAUAGCAAAUUCUAAAAACAAACACAACAAUGAAUACUUAAUACAGUAAUUGGUAUAAAUUAAUCAUAUAAUAUACACUUUCAAAUAAUUAAAUUACAAAAAAAUAAAAUAAAAUAAAAGCAUUUGUAAAUCCUAAAAAGUAAAUUUAUUUUAUAUUAUUAUAGUUAGUAUUUUAAGUUAAGUAUAAAAUAUUAAAAUCAAAUUAACUGUGUAGUAAUAAAAAUGUACAUGAAGUUUGUAUUACAAUAAUAAAAUAUGUACAGAAUGAUUCACUAAGCAUGCUCACUUCAUUUUUUUUUGUUCAAUUUUGCAUAAAUUCCGAUUUUUGGAAUUUGGAAAAGAUUAAUGAAGCACUAAUAAAAAGUUAGAUUUUUCACAACAUUUAAGAAAUAUCCUGUGGUAAUACUAACUUUGGUUUUUCAAAUGAGAACCUAUGUUAAAAAUUCCAUAAAUAGAUGAAGUAUUAGUUUAAAUAAAUGUUGGUAUUAAAAUUUUUAAUUUCUGUCAACCCGUUAACGAGAUAUUCCUCUUUUAAGUUUAGGCAAGGGGGAGUAGUGGAACAGUAUUAAAACGCAGUGCGUCGUACUGUCACGCAGCAAAUAAUAUUUCACUACUCUUUCCUUACCUAACCUUAAAAAUGGAAUUAACGGGUCGACGGAAAUCAAAAAUGUUGACAACAUAAAGUACUUAAAGUAAUACUAAAUCUAUUUAUGGAAUUUUUAAAUAGGUUCUCAUUUAAAAACCAAAUUUGAUAUCACCACACGUUUCUUAAAUGUUGUGAAAAAUCAAAGUACUCGAAAAUAUCGGCUAUAACUACAAUUAAAAAUUCCAAAUUUUAAUAUAAGAAAAAUUUAACAAAUAAAAAAAAAUGGAAAGAACACUCAAUUAGUCACCAUGUAUAUAUUUUUUAAAAUAAUUUUGACAUUAAUAAUAAUGAAAUUAAUUUAAUUAUAUACAUUCUAGACAAUUUUUAACUCAAAACUAUUUUGAUUAAUUUUAUCAAAAACUGCAAUCUGGUUAUAUUAAUUAUUCGACAACUAUCACAUAAUUAUAUUAAAUUUAGUGUAUUAACAUUUGAAAUAAUGAACAAUUUUUGUUUUGAUUUAAAGAUUGAAUACUCUUCUUUUUUUAAAUGCUUACUUAUAACAAAUAUAUUAUUUUUUUUAAUUCAAAAAAAGUUAAAAUGCAAAUAAUAAUCAUAUUGUUAAUUUUUAAAAUUAUUUGAUUUCUAUAAAGUUGCACCAACCUAAAGCUUCAGAUUUAUUUCCUUGAGAAAGUAAUUUUCUGAAAUUAUUUAAGGGUUCAACUGGCAUUCCCUUGACAUUAUUUAAGCUAAUAUUUUCAAAUAAUAUUCCAUCGACAGGAUUUUUAGCUACAUUUUCCAUUAAAAGUUCAGAUAUAUCAGUUCCAUCAACAAACUACACACAAAAUAAAUUUUAAAACUUAUAUAUAAUUAUUAGUAUUUAUAACAGAAUAAAAUUAUAAAAAAUUAAAUAUUAACACUACAGGAAUCCUAUAAUAUACUUUUACUUACCCCAUUUCGUUUAGUUAUCAUACAAAUUAAUUUAUAUAGCAGAUGUUCUGAAUUAUUGGAUGUUUCCUCUGCUAAUUUGUUUAAAUAUUGUGCAACUGCAUUUUUAUGUGUUUUACCUCUACAAAAAAAUUUGCAAUUUACUGGUUACAUAAUAUAAAAUCUGAACAAUAUCGAAUUGCUUUUAUACUAACAUCACAAAAGGAGUAGGAAAUCUGAAAAGCUCAGCAGUGUCAACAUCAUCAGAUUCAGGCAUUGCUUUAAAAAAAUUUAUUGUUGCAUUUGAAGAGUCUAACAUAAAUAAUUUUCCAAAUCCCAUAUUCAUUUUUGCUGAAAGUAAAAAAAAAAUAUUAGAUUAAAAUAUAUUAAUAGAUAAAAAUAUAAUACCAAAAACUAAAAUUCAUAAAAUGUAAUCUUAUGAAGUAAUGAGUUAGUUUUAAUAAUUAUAUGUUAUUGUUAUAAUUAGAGGCUUGAUUUAUAUUCUCUUAUAAUCCAUAAAAAAGGGCUAUAAAACAUCAAAAAUUGCUGAAAAAAGUAUUUACAGAAAUUUAAUAAAGCAAAAAUUAUAGAAUUUGAAAGUCUCUCCACCAAAGGCUCUAACUUAAUAAAUUAAAUUUCCUAAUAGUACAAAAUAUUUUAUUUUAUAUAAAAUUGUAUUUAUAAAUUAAAUCAGUUAGAGUAGGAACAAUAAAACCCUUCUAUUAUUUUUGCGUUUUUGUACAAUUUUAAGUGAUAUUUUUCAAGGGUUUUUGUGGAUUUUAAGAACAUAUAUAUCUAGUCUGUAGUUAAGCUAUAUCAUUCAGAAGUAUUUAAGUUAAUAGUAAAUGAUAUAAAAAUAGGAAUAAAAUAAUACAUUUAAAAAGUAACAUCUUAGAUGAACUAUUAAAACUAUACAUUACAAUUAAAAAUGUUAUUCAAUAAUAAUUAGUAUCAAAUAAAAAUAAUAAUAAUAUACUAUAAUUCACUUAAGUAAAGAAACAAUUAUAACUAUUAAAAAUAAUUUUUAAUUACCAUUUAUGUGAUAUUUUUGAUAUCUAAAAGGGGUAGUUCGAUGAAUUUCUUUUUCUUUGUCUAGUCUAGCCAUAUGGUUCAAUGGACCUCUAAACAUGUAAAGAAAAUAUAUAGAUUGUAUACAGAGUGAUUAGAAUUUAAUGUUACAGUAAUUUUCUCCUAUAAAUAGAAAAUAAUUUAUAAUGAAAUAUUUUUAUUACAUAGUGUAAUUUAAAAUUGUAUUUGCUUGAAAUUCCAUAGAUGGAUGGAGAAUUAGUUUAAAUAAAUGUUAGUAUUCAAAUUUUUAAUUUCCAUCAACCCAUUGAUGAGAUAUUCCACUUUUUAGUUUAAACAGGGGGGCAUAGUGCAACACUAUGCACUUAUGUUUUCAAAAUUUGACCUCAAAUUUUCUCCAAAAGGGUGUCUAAAAAUUUGAGCAUAAAUAUAAUUUUCUAUUGCUUAAUAAAAAUGAUUCGUUAUAAAUUAUUCUCUAUUUUGUAUAUUUAUAGGAGAAAUUUGUUGUCAUAUAAAAUUCUGUACACUCUGUGUACAUAUUAAUUUACAAUGAAAUAGUUUAAUUUUAUUUAAAACUUACAUGUCAUGUGAUUGAGUUGAUACUGGUGAACUACAUUCUGAACCAUUUUUGGUCCUCGAUAUUAGUUUUUGCAUUUCAACUUUGGUUUUAUAACUUGUAUACCAUUCAGUAUAUGCUUUAGGGUUAUCUUCUCGAAAUUCCAAAAGAAAAUUCCUCCCUAUAAAUAUUUAUAAAUAUAUAAUUUGUAGGGAGUAAUAAUUAAGAAAUUAUUUGUAAGAUUUCAUACUUUUCAAUGGAUCCAUCAUUUCAAUAAAAUCUUGAAAUGGUACAGAUGAGUAUCUUUUAUGAUAUUCUGAAUCCGUUCUACUAGAUGGUCUAUGGCGAUAAUUAAAUUCAUCUCUCCUGUAAUACUGACUGCUAAAAACAAAAACAAAAAACUUAUACCAAAAGAUUUAUUUCAUUUAUUAUUAAAAUCAAAUGAUAAGUACUUUGUGUCAUCUUGAUAUUUUCUAUCUCUAAAAUUUCUAGGAUGUCUGCUGCUGUAUUCAGAUUCAGGACUCCUAAUGUUAAAAUUAAACUUAUGUUAACAUUAUUAUAAUGAGAUAAAUUUAAAUCAGAAAUUAGUUAAAAUACUAGUUAAAUAAUAGUUACAUUUAUAUUAAAAAAAAAAAAAUUAUAUUAAUGAUGUAGAUUAUGUUUUCCGGAGUACAUUUUGUUUUUAACUGGCACUGCAACUAUAAACUAUGUUGAAAUACCAGAAUGAAUAACACACAAUUUCCCACAAACCAUGCAACUAAAUCAAAUCAUUAGUGAAAAUACAAAACAAAAAAAAUAAUCGAAGACCAAUAUUGACAUAUUCAACAUUGCAUAUUUGAAUUUGUAAAUCCUUGUAAUAUAUAACAAUUGACAAUUAAUUUUACAUUUAAUUUAAAAACUGAAUUUAGAAUAAGAUAGCUAAAUAUUGAACUAGUAUAAUAUAGAAUAUAUUAUUUCAAUUAGAUUAAAAACUUUUUUCCAGAAAAAAUAUAUAUUAGUAUAACUAAUAGUCUUUUUGUUCUAAUCUUAGUUUAAAAUAUAUUAAAUCACUGUAAAUCCUAUGAGCAGCUCUACUACCUACCAUACUGCUUAUGUAAGUUUUGGCAUUAUAAUGUAUAAUAUCUAGAAAAAGCAAGAAUAAUGUAAAUUGCCUAGCGGUUUUUGGCAAUAGCCAUAAUACUUUAGGUACAUAUUAAGAUAACAUUUAGAUACACAAUACAUUUUUAAUUCAUAAUUAAUACUUUACUCUUGAUAUAAUUUGUAAUUAAUUUAAAUUUUUACCUAUAUCUCCUCCGCCUCUCAUAAUCAUCAAAAUCAUCAUAUUCACUUGGAUAUUCUAUGUCUGAGUGGUCGUAGCUGUGCAAAGCAGGACAAAAAUAUUCCAGUUAUAUAUGGGAGUUAAAUAUUAAUUUAUUUUAAAGAAAAGGGCUAAAUUGGUUAAUUGCAAAAUAAAAUAUAACCAAUAAUAUACAAACAAAAUUAUCAAAAUAACUAAUAUUAGAUUGAAAAUAAUUAAAUACUUGUCAUGAUGAACUCUUCGUCUAUAUUGUUUGGGUUGGUGGUUUUGAGAUCGGUGAGAUCGAUAUUUAGGUUCUACCUUGGGACUUGAUGAAGCAUUGUCUUCUUCUUCUUCUUCUUCUUCAUAAAAGUAAUCUUCUUCACUUCUGUUAAUAUAAUUAUUAAUAAUUUAAAUAUAAAAUCUUAAAUUCCAGGAAUGAAGAGCAGCACUUGAAGGAAAGGGACUAAGAAUAAGUUGAGUAAGAGUUUGGAGGAACAGGAAAAGAUAGCUAAUGACAAUAAACAGUUAUAAGUGUGAUAUUGAGAGUUUUAAGGAUUUAGGAUAUUUUGUACAAAAGAAUGGUGGCUUUCAUUAAGAUGUGAAACAGGAUUAAGUGCGGUUUGAUAAAGAGGAGAGAAGAAUUCCAAUCAGAUUUAAAAUUAAGUUUUACAAAAGUGCACUGAAACUGACUGUUUUAUUGUUUUAUGGUUUGGAGUGUUGGGCAGUAGACACAAAAAUACAACAGAAAAUACAUAGGUGGAUGAGUAGAAUAUUGGGAGAAGUUAGGAUAAGAGUCGAGUACAUAUGAGGUAGCUUCUAAAGUAGACAAAAAUAGAGAAAAUAAAUAAGUAACAGAGAAAAAGGAAUCUGAAGAAUUGUAAUAAAAAUAAACAUAGGAGGAAAAAUCUGAAGACUAUGAAGACUAAAAAGAUAUCCUAGGAUAACGGGAAUGGGUGCAGCCACUGUUAAAGGUAAUUUAAUGUGUACCUAAAAGCAACGAUAAACCAUUACUAACAAAAAAACGAUUCUGAUCGGAGUUCAAUCAAUAGUAAUCCUUUGUCAACAACAUAUGUCAUAUAAUAGUAAAAUAAUUAGACUGUAUACAUUUUCUUUAACAAUACAGUGGAACCUUAAUAACUCGAACCAGUCCGGGGCAAACAAAUUUCAAGUUAUUAAAAAUAUUUUUUUAUACAACAGACUUUAUUUUAUAAUUUUAUUUAUUUAUUUAUUCCAUGUAUAUGUAUAUUGUAAAUAUUUGAAUGUAUGUAUGUAUUAUAAAUGUAUAAAAAUAUUCUAUAGAAAAAUAAAGAAAUUAUGUAAUACAUAAUUAAAGUAGCACUAUUUUUGAUUGCUUUUUAGUGUUUAAUAAAGAACUAUUUGUAAAGUAUUCAAUUAAGUUAAAUGUGAAAAAAUCUCGUCUGGAAUUUCUGAUUGUUCACGAAUGUAUUUAUGUAAUAAAACUCUUUAGAAAAUUGAAAAUCUGGUCAAGUGGACAAAAGAGGAUGAGGGUGGUUGACCCCAGAGUUGGAAUGAAGGUGGAGAAGAAUAAGACACUUAUUUGUGUUUACAGUAUGUACAUUUGUGCAAUGCUACCAAAAUAAAUUAAAACUGUAAUGUUACAAAAUUAUGGCACAUAGCUUUCGAUACUUAAAUUUUAUCUUUGAGAGCCUAUAGCAUUAUAUUAUUAUUGUAUUUACUAUGUUUUUCUGUCUUUGUUUUCUUUUUUCUAGUUAUAAUAAUUAUUAUUAAUUGAAGUUUCAAUCAAAAUAUAUAUAUUCAUCUAAAUUUAAAUUUAAUAAAAUUAUAUAAUUGUACUUCUGAUUUUAUUAAAUUGCAUUAACAUAAAUGAAAAUAAUAGUAAUAACAAUAAUAAUUUUUAUAGUUUUAAAUGAAAAAUUAUUAGAAAAAUAUAGUAUUUCAACUUACUCUUUAGGAUAACGGUAAUGUCUUCUAUCUCUAUUUUGAUAGUGUUCCACAUUUGAAUAUUUUUUUGGUUGAAGCCCUCUUCGGAUACUUUUAUGACCCUCAUCUGACACUGGAUGGAUAUUUGGUGGAACUGAUGAAUUUGAAUCAAUUGAAUGAAGUCGUUUUCGAUGAUCAUUUUUAUGAGUAAUCUUUGAAAGCUUAGAUUUGUUAUCACUUUCUCCAAUGUUACCUUCAACCAUUCUAUCAAAUCCUGGAGGUGGUGGAGGAUGUUUUUUUUCUAUUCUUUUAUUGUUUCUAUCAUAUUCUUGAAUUCGUUCAAUACUUUCUGAUGGAGUAGGUGCUGAUAAUUUUAAGCAAUUAUCUUUCUGGGAAUCUAAUACUGGUUUAACUUGAUUUUGAAUAGUUGAUCUUAAAUAAGGGCUUGUUUCAUUCAUGUAUCCAUCUGGUCCAGUUCGUUCAAAAACUUCAUGGUCUAAAAUUCUGGGACGACCCCGUUUUAUCACAGUAGUAGGCUCUUUAAAUUCAGGUUGUGAUUCAUUUCUAAUUGAUUUAUAAAUAUCAAUAUCUGAAAUAACUCUAGCUGAAUCAUCCAAUUUUUGAUUAUCAUUUGGUUGAUUAACAAAAUCUUCAACAUCUCUAUGUAAAACUUGACGAGAAUGGCCUUCAAAUUGAUUUUGAAAUUGUACUAAUGAUGGAAUCCUUUUUGGAGUAACUGAAUUGUUAAGAGUACUUUGAAAAUUAGCAUUAUUGUCUAUUGGUCUACUUCCAAUUUUAGAACCUGUGACAUGUCGAUGAACAGGAAUAUCAUCAUCACUUAACUGGCCAGGUACUGUUCGAACAUCAAAUGGUUGUGGACCACAUUGGUCUGAACCUGAAUAAUCAUCUAAUGAUUUUGUUUGACCAGUAACUAAUCGAUGAAGUCCAAGUGGUGGCCUAUCUAAAAGUCAUAAAAACAGAUUAUAAGUAAUUAAAAUCAGAACUUUGAUAGUUGUACAUUUUUUUUAUAUGCAAAAAGUAUAUUUGUUUGUGUAGUUUUAUGACUGGCACAGCCGCCUCACGCCACAUUAUCCCCUCAACCGUAUGGCUGCUUCACCAACCUGCCCAAACCCGGUGCAUUCAAGACCAGCAUUCAAGUCCAAAUAGUCAAAUAGUGUCAGUGGUAUCAGAGCAAUUGCUCGGCAUGCAAGAGACUCGGAUUGGAUUUAAGGUCCGGCCACCUAAUUUUAGUUCUAAUUUCUCGACGAGAACGGUCGUGUCAUAACAUAUUAUCAGUAAUAAUAAUAAUAAUAAUAAUAAAAACAUACCGUCAUCAUUUUCUGUAGAAUUCCAUUUAGUAUCGACAGUACUAUUACAUACAUUGGAAUUCAUUACCUAGAACAAUAUAUAAAUAUUUUGUUUUACAAGAAUAAAUUAUUUUAUUUUAAUAUGUAAAAAAAAAACUCCAAAAUUAACUUUAUAUUAAAUAUUGUUCAAAUAUUUUUGUAUUUGGAUCUUUUUAUUGUUUUUAAACAAUUAUUUACUAAAAUUGCUAUAAGACAGUCAGAGAUAUAAAAAUCUAAGUACACGACUUUGUUAAAUAUAGUACCUAAGUUGUAUGAACUUUUAAAGUUGUUGGUUCAAAGUUUUUGUAUUUUACCAAGAGUAGUUAAUGAGAACAAUUUUUGAGAUUUGAUUAGAAAUCAUUCGCUUAUUGAUAUAAAGAAAAAAAAAUUUUUUUACCUAGAGAUAAUUUUGCAAAAUUCUUUAAUUAAAUGUAUUAAAAUCCAUCCAUAUUAUUAAGAAAAUUACAACAUUUUAAAAAGUUUCUAUAAUUUAUCAACUAAACAAAAUUUGCUAUUAGAAACUACCUUCGAAGUUGAUGAUUGAAGCAAAAUAUCUUAUAAAAAACUUGUUUACAGACAGAAUAAAGCUCACUUAUAAUAAAACUUUUUGCCCAGAACCUAAAAUCAUAAUUUUAAAGUUUUAACUUUUUUUUUACUAUUUCACUAUUUCCAUAAUGUAUAAAUACUUAUGAAUCACAACUAUAAAGCCUCAAAACCAUACCUUUCUAAAUCUCUAUUAUAAUUUAGGACCUAUAAUAAAAAGAAACCCCUACCUAUUUCACCAGCUAUAUUAAGUAAUAAUUUUUAACUUACCUCAUCAUUUAUUUGCAAAUUACUUAUUGCAACUGGAAGUGAAUCAUUUUGAAAUGAUUCUGGAGGAAGUAUUUCUCUAUUUUCAACAUCAGUCCAGUAAUUAUCAUCGAUCCCAAUACCAUUAUCACUAUUUUUAACAUCAACAUCUUGACUAAUAAAUGUAUGUUGGGUAUUGGUUAUUUGUUCAUGUUGGUUUUCAAAUUUAUCAAACCAAUUAUGGUUGAUGACUGAAAACUUAUGUUGUCCGUUUUCAAUUCCAAUAUUUUCGUUAUGAGCAGGCCUAUUGGUAUUAACUAUAGAUUGAGGUGUUCCAUUAUAAGAGUCCGGAACAGAAAAACUAUUUAAUGGUAAAUCUGAAUUUAGAGUAGAAUUCAUUAUUUGUGCAUUCAAAUUUGUAUUAUUUGAUGGAUGUUCAAUAGAAUUCCAAUCAUCCGUACUACAAUUCCAUUCAUCAUUUUGUUGAGAUACUUUCGGCUUUAUUAGACAAAAUUAAAAUAACAUUAUUACCUAUAAAAUUCAUUUAUUUAUUUAUUGAAACCAAUUAUUAUCAAAGAAAAUAUUUUUAAAAAAUCUGAUACUAAAUAUGAUUUCAAAAAAAAAAGAUAAAAUUGCUCAAAACUAAAAUAGACAAAAUUCAAUCAUAUUCAUUAAUUGCAUAGUAUCUAACCCAUAUUAUCCAUUUGAAAUUUCCUUUCAUGAUUUUAAAAUUUAACGUAGUAUUAACUUUGAUGAAAAUUAAUAUACUACUUAAUAAAUGAUAUUAAGUUAAUUCAACUAUUCUGUUCUAGGAUAAUGGGGACGGGUGCAGCCACUGUUAUAGGUAAUUUAAUGUAUAACUGUUAGCAACGACUAACCAUUGCUAACGAAAAAAUGAUUUUAAAAGGAGUUCAGUUGAUAGUGUAGUUGUUUUGUCAACAAUUUAUAUGUCAUAUCAUUUGAAAAUAAUUGCAAUAGGGAAUAAAUAUUUUCUUUAUAAAUAUUUGUUCAAUAUUGUACCUAUUUUCCCGUUUUUCUAAUUUAUCGAGAAAAAUAGUGAGAAAAUAAAAAUUGACCUCUCCAAAGUACCUCCCUAGUCAAAUUUCCUUUUCUAUAAAAUGUUAUUAAUAUAAAUCUGAGUAAAAUUGCUGGAAGAAAAGUUGUUCACAAGAAAACAAAGGCUGUAAUAUUUUUUUCAACUAAUACCUACAUUUUGUACAUUGUCCUAUUUAUCCUCAAUUUUUUUUUUUAUUUUGGUUUUUCAUAUUUAUUCAUAAAACCCUUCAGAAAAUAAUUUCUGGUUGAAAAUUUGAGCAGAUAAAAAAAAAUAAAUAAUACUAAACAUCAUUGUAAAACCAUACGCUUAUUGGCUCCACUCAUAAUCUAAAAUACAAGANAUCAAGACGAAUAAAACUGAAAUGUGGGCUAAAUGCUAAAAAUGUGACCAUGAACUGCAGGUAAGAGUGGACCAUUUAAGUUGACAUUUAUAUGUAUACAUUUCUAAUGGAAAUUAUGAUGAUAAAUAUAUAAAAACAAGUUUAUACAAUUAUUAAUUGUUUGUUACGAACAUAUGAUAUAAAUAUAUUUAAUUUAUUGUUUGUCAUGCAAUUAGGCUUACAUGUAACAAUUGUAAAAAUAAAAAAAACCAAAAUCAUGUUGAAAAAUCAAAUAAAUAAGAUCAUAAUAUGUUUGAACAUAUCAGCACGUCCUACAAAGGACAUAACUCAAUUUUGCCAACUGUUUAGUGUAGCUAUUUUAGUUUUUAGAAUUCAACAAUUAUUUAGAUAGGACAUUUUAUUCUGAAGUUAUUAGCCAUAGGACGUUUGGUCCCCGACAUAUUUUGUUAUAGGAUAUUUAAUUCUCAGGUUUUUUAAAUCAUUAUUAUUUAUUAAUUUCUUUAAAGUUUAUUAUUUUACUAAUAAUUAAUACAUUUUUUUUGAAUGAACAAUUCUGUAAUGUCUAAUAUAGUACAUACUAAAUAGGCUAAAAGUAAAUAAUUAAGAUUUUACGUGCACUAUACAGCCAAACAGAUUUGUGAGCUGAAAUUCUAAAUUUAUAUUAAUACAUCAAAUUAUGGGGUUUUCAAAUAGAUAUAAAAUACUUAGUAUAUCAAAAGUUAUUAAGAUAAACCUAUCCGAUAAAAUACUAACUUUUUAUACUAACUAUUUCAACAAUUCUACACACUCACUGUACACAGUUAUAUUUUGUUUAUAUUGUAAUGUGUAUAUAGUACAAAUAUGGAAUAUUUAAUUACAAAAAGAAAUAAAUUUACUAUNAUGUGUGUUCACAAAGACUUGUGCAAUGGAACAAUUUUAACAGACAAUGAAAUAACUACCGUUUUUUAAAUUUGGAGCUCAUAGUCAUGAAGGUGAUACAGAUUUUAUUAACGCAGAAAGAGCUAAAUGUACUAUAAAGAACACAGCAAAGUAAAAUUAUGAUUUACCAUUUUGAAUUUACGCAUGAAAUGUGAUUAAUUUAUCAGACAAAAACAAAAAAAAUGCAUAAAAUGGUGUUUACGGAGUUUUCACAGCAGUAUCUAUCUAGAAACUUCAAAAAUAGACAAUAUUUUACUGGAAGAAACAUACUGGAGUAUAAAUGGUAAAGAAAAUUCAGUCUUUUUUAUUUUAUGACAAUAAAAAUAGUGAAAACGUGUUAUAAUUUUCACUUCAUUGAUGUAUUGGAUUGGUGCAUUGAUGUAUUAAAAACAUACCAAAAUUAUUUAUAUGGACAGAAUAUUUUCUAUUUGCCCUUUUGAAUUUUAUUAAGUUUAUAUAUUACACGCAAGUAUAGAAAAUAUUAUUCCUGUGGUGUACACUUUGCUUCAGCAUAAAAAUAAAGAAACUUUCAUUGAAUUACUGGCUGCUCUAAAAAAUAAAUUUGAAUCACUUUCAAUAAUUUCAAUAGAUUUUGAACAUUCUAUAUUGGCAAUUAAGCAAGUAGUCUACUUUGAUUCAACUUAUGUCAAUGAUACACAUAAAUCCAUUAUAACAAAGUACAGUACAACUCGCUUUUUACGACAUCUACCAAUAUUUUCACCACACAUAUGGAAAGUGUACAAUGCCAUAAAAGAAGGCUAUUGUUUGACCAAUAACAAGUCAGAAGGGUUCAACAAUAAAUUAAAAAAUAUUGUAAGAAUUAAACAUCCUAACAUAUAUAUAUAUAUAUAUUUAUUGAAUCAAUACAGAUGUGCAAUGCGUCUGUAACUACAGCAUUGAUACAAAGAAAAAAAAAAUAUAUAAUAAAUGUACUAAAGAAAGUUAGAUUUAAGGAUAAGAAAUUACAAUCAUAAUGUAUAGGUUUUAAAUAUAAUGAAGAUAAUGACAUUUUAUACUAUUUAAAAAACAUAUGACAAUUGACCUAAAAAUAAAUAUAUAAUUUACCUUAGUAUUAUAGUAGUUGGUUUUAAUUUAUUCAAUUUUAUGUUACUAUUUUAAUGUUACUAACUCCUAUCUGGUCUUACGGUAUACAAGUAUGGGAAACAGCCAAGCCAUCAAACAUUAAAAAAAUCCAAGCAUUCCAGUCUACCUCGCUCCGCCUAAUAACGGGCGCACCCUAUUAUGUCUCCAAUCACACAUUACACUCUGAUCUUCACAUCAACACCGUAUCCAAAACUGCAUCUCUCUUUUACAAACGAUUCCGAUCCCGCCUAGUCAACCACCCAAAUCCUCGUAUAAGAGAUCUCAACUCAAAUACUAUUCCCGGAAAUCCCCCUAGACGACUAGCUCGCCGUUGGUGCAGAGACCUCGGCAACCUGUAUUACCCAUUAAUUAAUAACAGUCAAGGUAUUAAGUGUCACCGCUGGGUGGCUUCUUUUAUCGGUCAAUUCACGCUAAAAUAACUAUUCGCCCAUACGCUUAUUGUAAAAAUUGAAUUUACAGAUUGUGUAUUACUUUUUAAAAAAUUAAAAAAAAAAAAAAAAAUUCAUUUUUAUGACAUUUUGUGUUGACUUAAUAUAAUUGUAAUUUAUUUAAAUUUUGAAUACUUGUAAUUAUACCACAUUAAGUUGCUUAUUAAAAAUGUAUGUAUUUAGAUUAUAAAAGUAUGCUGGGGACCAAACAUCCUAUAGCUAAUAACUCUCCAGGACAAAAUGUCUUGACUUAAUAAUUACCAAGGAUAAAAUGUUCGUGAACUGGUUUUUUUGAUGGAGACAAAAUGACAAAAUGGCAGGGGUGAAAUAUCCACAAUUCCAAUUUUUCAUACCCAAUACAAUACUAAUGUGACUAAUAUGAUUGGUUGUUGUUUAUAAAGAAUAAAUUUGACAGUCAAAGAAAAAGCCAAAGAGUAUGACUAAUUAAGAAAUAUAAAUCCAGACUUUUUAACCAAUAUUAAUAUGUUAUCAACAUCUUUAAUAUCAUAUAUGUAUAAGAAUUCAUUCAAAUCUAUGAUAUCAAUUACUUAGUGGUAUUCUGUUAAUCAAUAAUCAAUUGAUAUUUGAUUGGGAAAGUAUAAAAGAUCAGUAUCCAACAUUAUGCAAUCAAAGUUGAAAAAUAGGUUUGGAAAUGUAAAAUCUGAAAAGUUGAUAUUUGCAAAUAAAUAUAUUAACACUUUAAAAUAAAAAGACCAAAUAAUACUAAUUGAAUUUAAUAGAAAAAAGUAGUAUUACCUGAUGAAAAUGAAGAAAUAAAAGAGCUCAAUGAUAAUUUUCAUACAUAUAACAGUAUAAUAAUGAUAAUACUAUGUGAUACAAAGUGAUGGUUUUUAUUGUUAUUUGUUUAUAUUAAUGAGUUAAAAUUAACAAGUUAUUCAAGUAAUAAAUACAAUAUUUUUUGAUUCAAUACCUAUAACCAUUUAGAGAUACGUUUUGUCCUUUUUUAAAAUUAAUAAAUAAUUUGUUUUCAUAGUUUACAUUACUAUUCAAUAAUAACUGAUCCCUGAUAAAAAGAGUUAAACAUUUGAGAAUACUAUGUUAAAACUUACUGGUUGUUGUAUGAAUUUCGAAGAAGAAUCCAAAUUGCUCCAAAAGUUUUUGUUGGACAUGUCUGUAUUUAUAGUCUAUGCUCUAUUCAAAAUAGAUUUUUUUAAAAGUUAAGAUUUUAUCUAUUUAGAUAAGUAACAUAAAAUAUCACUAGUUGGAUUUCAACAAUUGACAACUUUACUUACCCUUUCAUUUGAAGAUUUAUUUUAUUUCAUUAUUUAAUUCAUAUUAUAUAGAAUUAAAAACUAACUAAGAUCGAUGUAUUCAAGAUAUUCUGUAAAUUUUUUCUAUUAAAAUACUACUUUCACAAAUACGGAAAAAGUUGAAUCGUUCACGUCACUGAAAAAU